UAACCUCGUAUCCCCAUGCGAAGCAAUUUGAUGCAUUCGUUCAGUGUUAUGCGGUCGCUAGGUUAUAACUAUUUAUAAAACCAGCUCAACAGCUUCUUCGCCCUUUAAGAUGAUAGAACAAAUAUCACUCGUGGCAAAUCGGACAUAUUUCAUCGUUGUGUUUUUCAAAACUGAUUAAAAUUUAAAAAAAAAAUAGUUUCUUCAAUGGAACAAUUUUAUUUAUGAGAAUUUGUGUGAGCCGCUAAAACGUGAUUAAACAUGGCCCUCUUGGGAGCGCAAUUGGUUAUCACUCUUAUAAUGGUCAGUGUUAUACAAAAAUUAAGUCCACAUUUUUCUUUUGCAAGAUGGAUUUUGUGUUCUACCGGAUUGACAAGAUAUCUCUAUCCGACAGAUCAACAACUUAGAACAUUAGCUGGUGUACCGAGGGAAAAACCAAAGAAAGGAAAGCACAGUGAAAAUGGUAAAGUGGGAGAUGUCUUUCAUGUUCCUAGAAAUCUAGAUAUCCAGCUAGAAAGUGCAAAAGUGACUAUGCUCGAUGUAGUGCACUUAAAAUAUUAUACUGAAUAUCAAUGGCUGUUGGAUUUCUCUUUGUAUGCUAUUAUUGUUUAUAUAUUGACAGAGGCAUACAAUUAUUUCUAUCCAAUCAAAGAUGAAAUAAAUCUUAGUGUGCUAUGGUGUACAGUAGUUCUAGGCUUUGCAUUUAAAGUACUACUUUCUCUUUGGGUACAAUAUUUCAAAGGAGAAGAGAGUGUAGGUGAAAGGUCUACAUGCAUUGUAACUGGAUUUGCGUAUCUUCUUAUUGCUAUGAUGGUACUCAUAGUUGAUGAAAAUAAGUUAGAAAUUGGUUUGGAAAAGGCAUACACAAGUUUCAAUCACAGUGCUUCCCGAUUUUUAGAUACUCAAGGACUUUCUUCUACGGGACCAGCUUCCAAAAUUGUUGUAAAAUUUUUCCUUGCUAUAUGGUGUGGCCUAUUAGGAUCUUUAUUUACUUUCCCAGGAUUGAGAGUAUCAAAAAUGCAUUGGGAUACUUUGAGAUACUAUAAAGAUCACAAGGUCUUGUUACUAAUAGCAAAUAUCAGCUAUGUCUCACCGCUCUUGUUGGUAAGCUUAUGGAUUACACCAAUAAGUAGGGAUUAUUUGACUGUUCGGAUAUUCAGCGGCAUGACUGGUCCACUAAUGACAGCUGCGAGAUUUGAAAGCAUGAGAUUGAUUAUUAUUGUGGUUGCUGUUUUAUUACGGAUUGUACUCAUGCCAAUAUAUCUGCAAUCUUACUUAAAUCUCGCUAUUCAAAGAUUAGAAGUUCAGAAAAAGGAAGCUGGUAGAAUAACAAAUAUUGAUUUGCAGAAAAAGAUUGCAGCUGUAUAUUAUUACCUGUGUGUGGUAGCAUUACAGUUUGUUGUUCCCAUAAUUAUAUGUUUAUUUUUUACAUUUUUGUAUAAAACACUUGGUGGCUUUACUUGGGAAGGUAUUUUAAAAGGAACGUUAGAAGAAGAGUGUCCAGCAGACGAUCUAUCGAACUUAUUAUCAUCUACAAUUAGCAAUGAUAAUGCUGAUAAGACUGUUAUACAAACUGCUGAAGAACUUCAACUUGCGCUAAGUUCAUUAAAGCAGAUAUUUACCACAGAUGUUUAUAGAGGUCUUUUAGGAUUAGCAACAUGGUGGAGUUGCUUCGCGUUAUUUGCUACCAGUGCCAUGGGCAUGUUUUAUCAAUCGUACUUUUCAAACGUGUGAAAAGAUCUGCUAGGAGAAAAUCCAAAUGUCACAUCGCACAAAUCUUCUAAUUCACAAAUCAAUCGUUCAUUAUUAGAGUCGCAUUGUCCAUAUUUGAGAUACAUAUUUUCAGAUUAUCCAUUUUAACUUAUGCUUAUCGCCAAAUGACUAAGAUAGCUAUCGGUAAUGUAAGAUUUUGUACGACGCAUGUGGCGAUAAAAAUAAUACCGCAGUCGUAUUAUAAAUAAAGACAUUUUGGAAUUUGAA
Linepithema humile (Argentine ant) is the source of this 1977-nucleotide messenger RNA. It is a transcript of the gene emei, whose product is annotated as transmembrane protein 161-like emei. The record is from RefSeq and is a predicted model, not a curated record. NCBI's taxonomy places the organism in Eukaryota, Metazoa, Arthropoda, Insecta, Hymenoptera, Formicidae.